AUGAAAGGUAGCCGGAUCGAGCUGGGGGAUGUGACGCCCCACAACAUCAAGCAGCUGAAGCGCCUCAACCAGGUCAUCUUCCCAGUCAGCUACAACGACAAGUUCUACAAGGACGUGUUGGAGGUGGGCGAGCUCGCUAAGCUUGCAUACUUUAAUGACAUCGCAGUUGGGGCUGUGUGCUGCCGAGUGGACCACUCUCAGAACCAAAAGCGAUUGUACAUCAUGACACUGGGCUGUCUUGCCCCGUACCGGAGACUUGGCAUUGGUACAAAGAUGCUAAACCACGUGCUCAACAUCUGCGAGAAGGAUGGCACUUUAGACAACAUUUACCUUCACGUCCAGAUAAGCAACGAGUCAGCCAUCGACUUCUACCAGAAGUUUGGCUUCGAAAUCAUCGAAACGAAGAAGAACUACUACAAGAGGAUAGAACCGGCAGAUGCGCACGUCCUACAGAAAAGCUUGCGCAGUCCGAGCGCGCCGCCCAGCAGAGAGCUUCAGAAAACGGAAUAG
Nerophis lumbriciformis (worm pipefish) is the source of this 510-nucleotide messenger RNA. The record is from RefSeq and is a predicted model, not a curated record. NCBI's taxonomy places the organism in Eukaryota, Metazoa, Chordata, Actinopteri, Syngnathiformes, Syngnathidae.